This is a messenger RNA of Myotis daubentonii (Daubenton's bat), 1486 nucleotides long. Its product is annotated as collagen alpha-1(I) chain-like. The transcript is spliced from 4 exons. The coding region runs from base 1 to 735 and encodes 244 amino acids. The record is from RefSeq and is a predicted model, not a curated record. NCBI's taxonomy places the organism in Eukaryota, Metazoa, Chordata, Mammalia, Chiroptera, Vespertilionidae.
AUGGGGAAAUCAGGUAAAAACAUGAGGGUCCUGCACGGUGGCCCAGGGGGUGAGGACCCGGGGAAAGGGGCGGAGCCUCAGGUUCGGAGCGCAGCCAAUCCGGCGGCGUGGAGGCGGGGACGGAGCGGGUUGCAGGGCCCACCCCGCGGCGGCAGGGGGCGGCCGAGGGCUGCGCAGCGGGGGGAGGAGAGUGCGCGGGAGGGGGCGGGGGCCGCGGUUACCCGGCGUGCCCCGGGGCGGACCUCGUGGAGCGCGCCCGCUCGGGACUCCCCUUCCCGGCGAGGCCUGGCGUCCUCGCUCCGCCCCUCGCUGGGACCCAGGUCUGGAGCCGAGCCGCCUCUAACGCUGAGCUCGGGCGUUGGCGACCGGGGCACGUCCCUCCCGCCGGGGCCCUGCCCCGGGCGAUCGGCCUCCGUUAGCAGGUGGCGUCCUCCACGCCCGGCACGGACCUACCCCACUGCCCGCGCUGCAGUCGCAAGCAAACUCACAGAAAGCUGCAGCCCCCAGGGACACGAUGGUGGUUCCAACAUGAAAUCACAGACUCGUGGCCGGAGGGCCACACAGCGGAGGUCUUGUCAAAGCCCUGGAAAUGUCACUGGACAGGGACCUGGCCCUGAGCUAGUCUCUCUAGAACCAGCGGUUCUGGACUUCAGGAAAAACGUCGCCCCACCAGUCCAGAACUUCCACUCGGCCAGCCUUCCUACGGUUCUGGAUGAUAUCCAUUUUGUCUUUUAGUUGUGGUUUUGAUGUGGUUGUGCGAGGCAGCAAGUACAGGUGUGUACCCAUGCCACCAUCUUGGUUCCUCCAGGGCUAUACCAUCUUAGUUUUAAUAGCAUACAUUAAUUUCUCCUAUCCAAUUCUGUACACACACACACAUUUUAUGUUGUUGCUACAAAUUCACCUCUACACGUUGUAUGUUAACAUAGAUUUAUAAUUAUUGUUUUAUAUAUCUUUUAAAUCAUAUCCUAUAUAAUAAAGAGCUAAUAUGAAAAUUGUUGUCAUGCCCUCACGCCAUCAAGGCUCAGACAGUUAACAUGGGGGAGAGAGGAGUGGGGCCCAGCCAGGCACAAAUGAGCUCAUGAGAGAGGAAUGGGGGCCAUCCAGGCACAAAUGAGCUUGUGAGAGAGGAAUGGAGACCAGCCAGGCUGCAGCCAAGGAGAGGAACAAGCCACCCACCCCGUGGUCCCGGGCACCUGUGGCUGCAGCCCAGGUGAAGCCGCCUGCCCAUGGUCCCCUGUGGCUGCAGCCAGCCCGGGUGAAGCCUGUCCAGGUCCUGGGUGCCUGUGGCUGGCCAGAGGAAGGGAAGCACAGGUUCUGGGUGCCUGUGACCGGCUGUAGGAGGGAAUCCUGGGUCCCGAGUGUGGGGUGAGGCAGAGGCAGUUAGGGGCAAUCAGGCCAGCAGGGGAGCAGUUAGGGGCAAUCAGGCAGGCAGGCAGAGGUGGUUAGGGGUGAUCAGGCAGGCAGAGGUGGUUGGGGCAAUCAGGCC